This is a messenger RNA of Aspergillus candidus, 1012 nucleotides long. RefSeq lists its product as uncharacterized. The transcript has a single exon. The record is from RefSeq and is a predicted model, not a curated record. The coding region runs from base 272 to 973 and encodes 233 amino acids. NCBI's taxonomy places the organism in Eukaryota, Fungi, Ascomycota, Eurotiomycetes, Eurotiales, Aspergillaceae.
UUUCGGUUUCGGUUUAACUAGCAGACGAGUCAGAUCGGAAGACUCAGCCGUGGUGGUGUCCGUAAACGACCGAUUCCAGCGUGAUCUGAAUAAAUGGUUCGAGAAGACCAACAUUGAAUGGUCAACCGUGGAGUCGCAGCUCCUCGGAUGGAGCAAUCUGUUCCGCAUCGGCAAGAAGCUUACCCUAGGUGUCUCCUUCAAAUAUGUGGAUGAGGAUUACACCCCCGCGUCAAGGAUCGAUAAGAGGGGCACAAGAUCUGUCACCCAAAGAAUGCUCGCUGAUAAGAAUGCUCAGAUUAAUGCUGAAAAUAGUUCAGAACAGGUUCCAGUUUGGGAUCACGUCUACAGGCUAAUGCGUUGUCCUGGGAAGCCGUGUAACCUGGGCAAAUGGUGCUGGCAGGAUCCCGUGGGCAAGAAGCAUUAUGGCCUUCAGAGCCAUCAUUUGACUGAACUGGUUCAAUACGUCCGAGAUGAGCAUGGUGUCCUCGAAGAUCGUGGGGAUGUUCCUAAUCGAAUUCGUGAACAGCUCUAUGCUAAAGAGCAGCAAAAGCUUCGCAGUCGGGCUCAAAAGGGUUCCGUUUUGUCAAGUCCAAAUAUGAAUCCUAUCAACAUAAAUUUGUUGCCUACACCGUCUUCUCAGCCCUCCGUCUCAGCUAAUUUGUCUAAUGUGCCAACAUCACUGCCGCUGCCAGCCAGGGACAGACUGAAGAUAUCCGGACCACGGGACGUGGCAGUCAGGGCCUAUUCUGAAUGGCAGGAGUCCAACGUGACCGAUGAAAAUCUUAAGGCCAACUUCCGGAAAGCGUGCGAUGUGGCAAUCACUAACGGAUAUGACCCUGAGCAAGUCGACAGGGAACAAGAUCCGGCAUUUUUCAUCAAGUUUUUCACUCAAAACGGUGUUGUCGUGGGUAUUGCACAGCGCUUUGUGAGUGACAUUAGAGAAUGGGUCGAAGCAUGCGAGCAAUGUUCGUGAAUAUUUUUAGUCUAGAUAAGCUCUCGUGAUGAAGCUGAA